Molecule: messenger RNA, 4394 nt
Organism: Dermacentor silvarum
Lineage: Eukaryota; Metazoa; Arthropoda; Arachnida; Ixodida; Ixodidae
Exons: 19
Coding region: 136-3324 (1062 amino acids)
Molecular function (GO): iron ion binding; oxidoreductase activity, acting on paired donors, with incorporation or reduction of molecular oxygen; heme binding
Source: RefSeq, a predicted model, not a curated record
CACUUUACUGUGUACCAUCCGGCCGCACGUCAAGAUAAGUGUCCAACAGCUGCUGAGACUGAAACGCAAAAGAACGGAACCGCGUUUCAGACUUGUUAUUUACGCCAGUGCACAGGCGUCAUUCUCUAAGCUAAGAUGGCACUCCAUAGUCUUCGAGACCUUCAUUUCACUAUUCCUCUAUGGGAAAGCAACUGGUCAAUGGCCACACUUUGCUUGACAGUCAUGACUGUUGUGCUUUUGACGUUGAGGUUCUUCAUAGUGACGCCCACAAAGCGACAAGAAAAGAGACUGCCUCCAGGCCCAAGAGGGGUCCCCAUACUCGGCUACCUGCCUUUCAUACGGAAGCCAUUACACGCCGCCUUCAAGGAUUUGAGUAAACAGUAUGGCCCCAUUAUAAGGCUUCGGCUUGGAUGCAGGGAAGUCGUGGUACUGAAUGACCUCAAAUCUAUCACAGAGGGGCUCUCAAACCCAGAUGUGCUAUACCGGCCUGAUGAUUCCCUUUUCGGCUAUCUCGGAAUAAAAGGCAUUACAUCUCUAAACGGAGAACCAUGGCAACAGAACCGAAGAUACUGCUUUCAUGUUUUAAGAAAUCUAGGAUACGCAAAAAAAUCAAUGGAGACACAUAUUCAAGAAGAAGUGCAGUGCUUUGUGGAUCUCCUGGCAUCGAGGAAAGGACAGCCUAUGCUACUCGCUCAGAAGCUGGCGGCCAGCGUAGCCAACAACAUCUCUGCGUUGGUGUUCGGACAGCGAUACGACCUCGAAGAUCCCAAAGGUCGCCAUAUCGAAGGACUGAUGAGCAAAUUCCUGCGCCACGGUAGCGUGCUGUCGGUCCUAGACUUCCUUCCAGCAGUCCGCUCUGUCUGCAACUACAUCCCGAACACAAACCUCUACAUCAUAAACGACGUUAUGAAGAAGAUGACUCAAGUUAUCAGGAUGGAAGUGAAGAAGCGAGAACAGAACAUGGAAGAUUAUUUUGAAAAAGAUUUUAUCGACGGGUACAUGAGGAAGAUAGAAGAAAACAAGGGCGUCAAUUCCCAUUUUAGUCUGCGCUGCUUGGAAGGAAGUGCAAUCAACCUGUACGGUGCGGCCACUAACACCGUGCGGACCGCCAUUCUGUGGAACUUGUAUAUCGCCGCCAGUGAUCCGAACGGCACGCAGGCGCGCAUCCAACGUGAGAUCGACGCCGUGAUUGGCCGCGAGAGGGCACCCGAAUGGGAGGACAGGCGUCACCUGCCUUACACUAUGGCAUCUGUGCUGGAGACGCUACGCUGGAGGACCACGGCGCCAAUCGGCAUACACAGGGCCACCAUGUGUGACACCGACAUCUGUGGGUACCGUGUCCCAUCCGGCACCUUCGUGAUAGCCAACCUGUGGAGUCUGCACAAUGACACCGCCCAUUGGUGCAACCCGUCUCAAUACGACCCCACACGAUUCCUGAACGCUGAUGGCACAAAGCUUGCUGAAAAGCCGCUAGCAUUUCUCCCUUUCAGCUUUGGAAGGCGUGCUUGCCCAGGUGAGGCCCUGGGUCUGCUGGAAGUGUUUUUGUACGUCGCCACGUUGUUUCAAAGGUUUCGGGUGCUUCCAGAAGAUGGCACAACCAUCUCCUCGACCCAAGGAGUGGUUUUAUGUCAGUGGCCAAUGACUUGCAAAGACUGCGCUUCGUACUACGAUGAGCGGGCCAUGCUCUCGGCUACAUGCACAACUUUUCUGGUGUCUAGAGGACGUUUCAUAGAGAGGAAAGCAGCAGUACGCUUCGGAGGUCUUUCCUAUUCGGCAUUCGUGGACAUGAACGUUGGGAGCCUACAGAGCUUACUUUCAUAUAUGUUCGAAUGGCGAUCUUUCUGGACGGUGUUUACUACUUGGCUUACUAUCAUCGUCGCUGCUAUUCUGAUGGUUAAGAGCUUUCGUAGAAAGAGCGGAGGGCAGAAGAACAAACUUACGGCGCCUGGCCCUUGGGGAGUGCCUAUUCUUGGCUAUCUUCCAUUCCUCCGAAAACCCUACCACACAACCUUCAGGGAACUAAGCAAACAGUACGGACCCAUAAUAAAGUUUCGCCUUGGCUGCAAGGACGUGCUGGUACUCAACGAUCUCGCAUCCAUUAGGGAGGGACUGUCAAAUUCAGACGUGCUAUAUCGGCCCAGCGAUUUUGUAUUUCGCCACCUUGGAAUAGAAGGUAUCGCAUCUAUUAACGGAGAACCAUGGCAAGUGAACAGGAGGUACUGCUUUCACGUGUUGAGAAACCUCGGUUUUGCAAGGAAGUCUAUGGAGAAGCAUAUCCAAGAAGAGGUGCAGUGCUUUAUGGCUGUGCUUGCAUCAGGCAAGAAGCAGCCCAUGUUGGUGGCCCAUCCGCUUGCUUCCAGCGUGGCUAACAACAUCUCAGCUCUGGUUUUCGGUGAACGCUACGAGCUGGGCGAUCCAAAGGGUCGCUACGUCGAGGGAAUGCUGAGCAAGUUGCUUCGCGAAGCACACUUCUUCUCCCCCACGGAUUUUAUACCUGCCCUUCGCUUUGUGGCUACGCGGCUGCCAAACACGCAGUUGUACGCAAUGAAAUCUGUCCUGCAAGAACUGACGCAAUUCAUCAGGAAAGAAGUGCAAGAACGCGGAGCAGCUAAGGCGGAACAUAUGGACAAGGAUUUCAUAGAUGGGUACUUGAGGAAGAUAGAAGAAAACAAAGGGAAAGAUUCUCACUUUACUCUGUCAACGCUCGUGGGCAGUACAGUGAACUUCUACAGCGCAGCUACGAACACUGUGCGAAGCGCUGUCUUGUGGAACCUGUACAUAGCGGCCAGCGACCCUGACGGUCAGCAAGUACGCGUGCAGCGCGAAAUCGACUCCGCAAUUGGACGCAAGACGGCGCCCACCUGGGAGGACAGACGUCGCACACCGUUCACCAUGGCGUGCAUUCUGGAGGCGCUCCGCUGGAGGACCACGGCGCCUCUCGGCCUGCAGAGGGCUGCAGGCCGUGACACGGAAAUAUGCGGGUACCACGUUCCUGCCGGCACAAUGGUUGUUGCAAAUUUAUGGAGCCUUCACAACGACCCUGUCGAAUGGCGGGAGCCGUUCAAGUAUGAUCCCACGCGAUUCCUGAAUGCUGACGGCACCGAGAUGGGCGAAAAGCCGGCGGCGUUUCUUCCUUUUGGAACGGGAAGGCGACAGUGCCCGGGGGAAACGUUGGCCCUGAUGGAGGUUUUCCUGUACGUGGCUACAACGCUUCAGAGAUUCAGGGUUCUUCCCGAAGAAGGCAAAACCAUCUCCCUCGCUACCGCGCCCGCGGUGAUUGCUGUCGCGAAUGAGAUGCAAGGAUUGCGUUUCAUACCGCGAUAGGGAACAGCGAGUGACUAUUACUCAUUGAUUUGAGAGUUUAAUGUGCUCUUAUGGACAAAUAUAGACCAAACUAAAGGAAGUUGUUCAGAUAUGGCGUGCACUAGAUGUAAAUUAAGCAAGACAUGCGGAUAUAUUUGCUACAAAAAUUGAGUCAAUGCAAACCAAGCAACAGAGAAAGACAGUUUACAAGGAAGUCAAGCGUCAAAGUUGAUUGACAAAAACGGAGCCAAGCACAUUAUACAGCUCCGCGACUUCAAUGGUGUUGGAUCAGUACAAUUUAAUAAUUUUCUGCACAACAACUUGCAAAAGAAGAAAAAUUAUGUGAAAAGGAUAGCUUACGACGUGGUUAGAUAAGUCAUGUCAGAAAGUGUAACCCGGUGAUGAGAUGCCACUUGUUUCAGUGUGAUGAUACGAAGAAAGAGAAGCAUGCAUGUAGGGGUGUGCGAAUUUUCAAAACUCUCGAAUAAUGAAUGAAAUGUUGCCUUAUGCAAUUCGAUCUUUGAAUAAAAAAGUCACUAUUGGUAAAUAGGAAUAUUUUUUAGCAGUUUUCGAAUGCUUUAGAGAAGUCAACUGUGCACAAUCAAACAUGAAAUUUGAGCAAUAUUGCCAUAAAUUUGAUCCCUAUGGCCAUAGUAGGCAUACAAAAAUUAGAAGUUUUAUAUGGAGUAAGUACAAAAAAAAUGACAAGUUACGAGCAGGGUACAGGUCCCUUACGGAGCUAUAGAAUUUAUACACAAUGAUCAUUCGCACUCGCCGAAAGGUCCCGGGUAUGCGAAAUAACUAGAUAUUGUUCCUAAUAAUUUAUGCUUUAAUAAGCAAGGCUUCAUAACGUGCAGUGUAAUGGCCGAAAGCUGGUAACGUUAAUAACACUAGGAUGUGAGCAUUGUUUCAUAUUAAUGGUGACGACUGCUGUUCAGUACUCGAAACUGUUCAAAAACUAUUCGAAAAGUUUUCGAUAUUUGAUUCGAUUAGUUUCUGUCACUCUUCGGUUCAUAUCGAAAGCGACGGUAUGACGACGACGAUGCCCACGAGUAUUCCGAAAAGAAAGCAUUGCUAUAAAAAAAAAAAAG